Molecule: messenger RNA, 1443 nt
Organism: Suillus discolor
Lineage: Eukaryota; Fungi; Basidiomycota; Agaricomycetes; Boletales; Suillaceae
Product: arginase family-domain-containing protein
Exons: 9
Coding region: 20-1216 (398 amino acids)
Molecular function (GO): agmatinase activity; metal ion binding
Source: RefSeq, a predicted model, not a curated record
UCUAGAAUUUUCCCCCGAGAUGAAAUCACAAGCUGUUGCUCUGUUCGCUUUGGUGUUCGCUGCCGUAGGCUUCGCCCAUGACCAUCACCACGAAGACCAAAUUCCUCUGAAUUAUGUCAAAUACCCCUACCAGGCCGUGUAUCCAGGCGAUAAUGAAGUAACCGCGGACUCUAUUUUUUCUGGAAUUACCACAUUUGCGAAGCUACCAUGGGUGCAAUGUCUUGGCAAGGACCGAGAUACUACCUUUGAUAUCGCAUUUAUCGGCGCACCUUUUGAUACCGGAACAUCCUACCGCCCUGGUGCCCGGUUCGGGCCUGCUGGUAUUCGUGCCGGAUCCCGCCGGUUGACAUUGUAUGGAGGAUACAAUGUUCCCCUCGAGGUCAACCCAUUCCAUUCUGGACUCAAAAUUGUAGAUUGCGGUGACAUCCCAGUCACUCCCUACGACAACAAGUUCGCCAUACAGCAAAUUGAAGGCGGGCACAAGGAGCUCCUUCACCGACCUGCUUUUUCUCCACUUGGCAACGAUGCUCUCACCGGCAAGCCCCUCGUUCCAAUUUCGGUCGACGGAAAGAAUCAUCCACGGGUAGUCACACUUGGUGGUGACCACACGAUUGUUCUGCCUUUGCUUAGGUCUAUUCACUCUGCAUAUGGCCCAAUUUCUGUCAUCCACUUCGACUCCCAUUUAGAUACCUGGAAACCUUCUGUAUUUGGAGGCGCCCCUUCCGACCAGGCCGCUAUCAACCACGGCACAUACUUUUACUGGGCUAGUCAGGAGGGUCUGAUUAAGAAUGGAAGCUCUAUUCAUGGUGCUAUCCGGACCACGCUAUCAGGACCAGCCGAUUAUGCGAAUGACGACGCCUCUGGCUUCCGACGAAUCGAAGCCCGUGAGAUCGACACCAUAGGCACUGAUGGUAUUAUCAAAAGGAUUCGGGAGACCGUCGGCGAUCGACCCGUUUAUUUGUCCAUUGACAUUGAUUCCAUCGAUCCCGCAUUCGCUCCUGCGACGGGCACCCCAGAAACCGGUGGCUGGUCUACACGCGAGUUACGCACUAUCAUCAGAGGCUUGGAUGGUCUCCACAUUGUUUCGGCCGAUAUUGUUGAAGUUGCUCCUGCAUAUGAUACGAAUGCAGAGCUUACGACCAUGGCCGCAGCCGAUGUACUUUUCGAGGUCAUUAGCGUCAUGGCCAAAACCCCCUUGGGUAAAGUCGCGAAUUAAGCGAGAAGAUUCAUUUUACCUCAGAUCAAGUUAGCUGGUUUUCUCUCGGCAGUAAAACGAAUUUCUUGGUAUUCAUUUCCUCCUUUACUAUUGGAGAUUCCAUCUAUGCAUUAUGAGUUUAGUCCUGUAUCAAAUGCCGUUGGCCGCAGAGUAGUCACUAUUUGCGUUCGCAGUGUACGACAUCGUUGUUUCAGAAUUUAGAUAUUCAAUCACAGUCAUGUAAAAUA